Messenger RNA from Panicum virgatum (switchgrass), 504 nucleotides. RefSeq lists its product as uncharacterized. The coding region runs from base 1 to 504 and encodes 167 amino acids. The transcript has a single exon. Lineage: Eukaryota; Viridiplantae; Streptophyta; Magnoliopsida; Poales; Poaceae. The record is from RefSeq and is a predicted model, not a curated record.
AUGAAAUACCUGCCACCCUCUUGGAGUCUGCGGGCGUUAUCGCUGUCUAUCAGAGGUGACAUUGGUAGGCGCCAACAUAGGGUAACACUACUAGUCACCUUCGGCACUUGGGACAACUAUAGGACCAAGAGCAUCAACUUUGAGGUUGAUUUGUUCGACUCCUACCACACCAUACUCGGGAGGCCUGCCCUCGCCAAGUUCAUGGCGAUACCUCACUACACAUACCUCAUUAAGAUGUCGACACCGAACAGAGUCCUCUCAGUGUACGGCGACAUCCAGAUGUCUCACUCCUGUGAGAUGGAAAACAUCAACUUGUCCUCUACACUGGAACGCUGCAGGAACUCUACCUUUGUCGCUCAGGCGGCAAAGGACCUACCAAAGGAUCAACUCCAGAUUCCGACAAAGGACUCGGCCACCGAGUCCCAGCUGAAGCCAGACCAGCAGGUCAAGGCUAUCAUUCCUGAGGACGAUGAGCCUCACAAGACGGUGCUGAUCGGGUCCUAG